GUGUGUGACCUGGGAGAUUGAAUUUUUGGUAUGAUUGUCGUUUGGAAAUUGGCAGAAAAGUCGUGGAGAAAGGAUGUAAGAAUACCUUUCGGUUGACCGAGCAAGCAAAACUUGGUUCUAGUUCUCAUCCCUAACCCAGAGCGCCUCUCUCUCUCUCUCUCUUCUCUCUCAAAACCCCUGGUCGCCUGUUCUCAUUCCUUGAUUUCCUUCUGAUCCCUGCCAAAUCUUCUUUAGAUCCUUCUAUGAAGAUGUUCAGUUGUUUAAAAACUCUUGUCUUGUGUAUCAAGGGUGAAGGGGGUAGGGGUUGGGUGUGGGUAUGCCUUUUUGGUUUGUGGUAAGUGGGACACAUGUCGUCGUUUGAGAGGUAGGACAAAGAGCUUGGAUGGAGGGGUAGGAGAGAGGAUCCGAGUCCCGAUCGCCCCUCUUUCGAUCCCCAUCUCUGUCCGAGUCCCGAUCGCUUGGCUUUUCUUCGUUUUUUAUUUCCGAUUAUUACUUUCAUUUAUCCAAUUAUCCCCACGCAUUAUCAAAAAAAACCUUCCCUCGAGUCUCCAACCAACAAGGACACAUAUAUGUCUCCGCUUAAACAGUUUGAUCGGGUAACGUAGCUCAAGCUAUAUAUGCAUUGUCGAUGGCUUCCACUUCGAAUCCUUUUUUUCAACUUAUGUACGACAUUUUCUUGAGCUUCCGGGGCUUAGACACCCGUAAAAAAUUCACCGAUCACCUUUACAAGGCUUUGAAGCUAGAGGGCUUUCGAACGUUCAGAGAUGACGACGUGAUCGAGAGGGGUGAGAAUAUCAAAUCCGAGUUGCGUAAAGCGAUUCGGAACUCGAGGAUGUCCGUCAUCGUCCUAUCGAAGAACUACGCUAAUUCGACGGCAUGCCUGUUUGAAAUCCGGACAAUUCUCGAGCACCGGAUGGAGUCGGAUCAUUGGAUUUUGCCUGUGUUCUAUGAGGUGGAUCCGUGGGAAAUUAAGGAGCAAGCCAAGAGUCUGGAUUUCAGGGAAAAGAAAGUUACUGUUGAGGAAGUGAAGGGAUGGAGGGCGGCUCUUAAGGAGGUGGCAAGUAUGGCUGGGAUGGUUUCCCAAAAUCAAUGUGACGGGUAUGAAGCCAAAUUCAUUGAGAACAUUGUUGGUGUACUCAAAAGCAAGCUAACCGGCAAGCACCGAAGGGUUGGCGGCCAUAUAGAACUCGACAAAAGCAUGCAAAAUCUCAAGAGGAAGGUACAGUACUUGAGCAGUCAAGAGAAUGACAUAAAUGCAGAAAUUAGCAGGGCAAAGCGCCAGCCAUGGAAAAGACCAAAGAAAGAAGUUGAAGUUUGGCUCAGAGAUGUGCAACAGUUGAAAGACGAUGUGCAAAGACUUGAGCAAGAAGCAGUUGGAGAAAGGAAUGUUUUCUCGCAUGCAUUGUUGGGAAAGCAUGUCGUCGAGAAGAUUCAAGAAGUGUCAGAACUUCAAGAAAAGGGCAGAGUUUUUAAUGGUUUGCUGAUUGAUGAACAUCCAAUUGGUAGAUUGUUCAUUCCACUGACGAAAGAUUUUGUUCAAUCAACAAAAGCAAGGAACACAGAGAACGUUUGGGAAUGCUUGAUGAAUGACGAAGUUGGACGGGUUGGCAUUUACGGAAUGGGGGGUGUUGGCAAAACGACCAUUAUGAAGCACAUUCACAAUCGCCUUUUGGAAGAAACUGGCAAGUUUGAUAGUGUUUUCUGGGUCACAGUAUCUAAAGAAUUCGACCCUCUGAAAUUACAGAAGCGCAUAGCUAAGGCACUGUAUCUUAAUCUUGUCGAUGACGAGGAUGAAACAAUAAGAGCAUCAGAAUUAUAUGCAGCGCUCUCCCAAAAGAAGUAUGUCCUCAUCUUAGAUGAUCUAUGGGAAGCAUUUCCACUGGAUAGCGUUGGUAUUCCGGAACCAAACAGAUCUAACGGGUGUAAAUUAGUGCUAACUACGCGGUCGUUGGAUGUGUGCAGAAGGAUGGACUGCACAACUGUCAAAGUGGAGCUUCUCACGGAGCAGGAAGCACUGACUCUAUUUCUCAGCAAGGCCACUGGUCAUGACAUAGUGCUUGCUCCAGAUGUGGAAGACAUUGCUUGUCUAAUUGCCAAAGAAUGUGCCUGUUUGCCGCUUGCAAUUGUUACAGUAGCUGGGAGUUUGCGGGGAUUGAAAGGAACGCGUGAGUGGAGAAAUGCAUUAAAUGGAUUGAUAAGCUUGACAAAAGAGGUCAGCGAUGGUGAAAGGGAGGUUUUUGAGCAACUGAAAUUUAGUUACAAUCGCCUAGGAGAUGAAGUGCUCAAAGAUUGUUUCUUGUAUUGUUCCAUGUAUCCUGAAGACCAUGACAUCCCUGUGGAAGAGCUCAUAGAGUAUUGGAUUGCUGAGGGAUUAAUCGGUGAGAUGAAAAGUGUAGAAGCAAAGUUUGACAGGGGUCACACUAUUUUGGGAAAACUAACAAGUUGCUGCUUAUUGGAGAGCUCUACUGAUAUAUGUGGGCAAGAAUGCCUUAGGAUGCAUGAUUUGAUCAGAGAUAUGGCUCUCAGAAUAACAGCUAGUAGACCUCGAUUCCUGGUAAAAGCUGGUGAGGGACUAGAAAGUGUACUUUAUGAAGACUGGCUUGAGGAUCUUGAGAGGAUUUCCUUAAUGCACAACGAUAUAUCUGAACUUCCGAUUAGACCACCUGUUUGCCCUAGGCUUACCACCUUACUUUUGAAGACAAAUAACUUAUCAAUGAUUCCGGAAUCUUUCUUCACCAAUAUGCGUAGUCUCGUGGUAUUGGACUUGUCUGAUAACCAAAUACAGUCGCUGCCAGAGUCCAUCUCCAACUUGGAGAAAUUGCAUGCACUAAUACUGGGGUAUUGUCCAUCACUAGAGUAUGUGCCGUCACUGGAGAAACUGAUUGCACUGAAAGUGUUUAAACUGAAUUCAAGUCUGAUUGACGAUGUACCGAAAGGUAUAGAAAAAUUGGUUAAUCUUAGAGAACUUGACCUCUCCUGCAAUGCAAGACUAGAGAAGUUUCCCGGCUGGAUGUUACGCAGGCUCUCAAAACUCCAAUACCUUCGAAUGGAUGAGACAAGUGUAAAAGUGUCGGCAGAAGAUCUACUGUGCUUGAGGCAAUUGAAAGUUGUCAGUGUCCAGUUUCAAAAUGUACAGGAGCUUACCAGGUAUGUGACUUCUCAGCAAUGCCAAGGGUUGGAGAUGUACCGUCUUGUAGUCGGGAAAAGUCUUCUCGAGGGUAUCAAUACCAGUUAUGAGACUUCUCAGCAUUGGUUGGAGUUGUGCCGUUUUGUAGUUGGGAAAAGACUUCUUGAGGGAGGGUUUGUCGGAAAAGAAGUUUGUAUCAAUACCGAAUCUGAACCUUUUGGAAGUGAAGUAGAUCAGCUAGUGCUCCCCAGAAACAUUGGGUCCUUUGAGCUUCAAGGAUUCCACAAUCUCAUUAGCUUAUCAGCUCCUCCAUCAUUGAAAGAUGCCAAAAAUUUAACAAAAUGUUGUGUAGGAGGCUGUAGCGGGUUAGAAUCCAUCUUUUCAUCAUCAUCCUUCUCAGAGGACGGCCAUAUCUCUCUAAGAACCGUAGAAUCAUGUUGUUUGUUUGAUUUACCCGACUGUAGGGUACUUUUUGAUGGGCUCGUCCCACCACACAACAUAACCUUUAACCUUAAAGAAUUGUGCUUCAGACGAUGUCAGACCAUAAAGAACAUUUUCCCUGUCGAGCUAUUGCAGAACUUCCCAAACCUCAGUCGUCUUGAAGUGGAUAGUUGCGAGAAUGUGGAAGACAUAAUAGUAGGAGAACAAGCGAUGAGUGAAAGGGGCCACCAUCGAGAGGAUAUAAACAAAAUCACACUUCCAAGACUCCAGAACGUAAUUCUAGGUUCCCUUUCAAGAUUGAAGAGCAUAUACACUGGAAUGAUGGUGUGUGAAUGUCUGCAAGAAUUCAAGGUAGUUAAUUGUCCCAUGGUAAGGAGACUGCCUCUUUCUCUGGACAUGGAUAGCAAGCAAGCAACAGCACCACCUAUCAUUGAGGGAGAAGAAGAAUGGUGGGAAUCUCUGGAAUGGGAUGAACCCCAUACCAAAACCAUUCUUGAUCUAUGUUAUAGAGGUAAAUAUCGUUAUACCAUGUCAGGUUUGACAUAUGGUGAAUCACAAGUAAAUUAUAUUCGGUGCAAAAUUCAACAUUACAAAUUUGGUGUUCCCAGCGGAAUUGCUUGGUGGCGUGGCCCCAGUACCUAUUUCAUUGGUGUAGUGGCUCCCCAGCUCUUUUGAGUUGUGUUAAUUUAACCCAAUAUUGAUCGGGCUUUGAUAAAGGGAUUUGAUCAAUAACCCCUGGAGGCUGGAGAGAUCAAUAAUUUUCCUGCAUCAAGUAUUUGUGCUUUUUGGCAUCAAGUACUCGUUAUAGUCCAGCAAUCCCAGCCUGCCAUACUACCAGGCUGGAGAUUGCUUUAGUUGCUAGAGUGUGUCUAGGUUUGAACAUAUUAUCUAUUCAAUCUAGGAAAUUGAUUUCUGCACUCCUUUUUGUUUUUUAAUCAUGUGAAUUUACUACAUUGUCCCUUGAUGUGUGAAAAAGUGAACUAAUGAAGGGGUAAAAGAUUGGUAAUUUGACAUGAAUUAAAAACAAAAAAAAGAGUGUGGAUGGUAAAAAGAGGAGUGCAAAAAUCAAUACUCUUCUAUCUAUUCUUUAUUAUAAAGGGAGAGCAACUUUUGG
Molecule: messenger RNA, 4682 nt
Organism: Rhododendron vialii
Lineage: Eukaryota; Viridiplantae; Streptophyta; Magnoliopsida; Ericales; Ericaceae
Product: putative disease resistance protein At4g10780
Exons: 3
Coding region: 629-4243 (1204 amino acids)
Biological process (GO): signal transduction
Molecular function (GO): ADP binding; protein binding
Source: RefSeq, a predicted model, not a curated record